AUGAUGGGCAAGAAGGCGAUUCCCAUUCCCUCAAAAGCCGACCUCGUCGACUACGGUCACACCGUCGCUGGACAUGCAGGAACCAUGUGCGACGAGUCCGGUGAACUCUUCAUCAAGCCCUGCACCCUGGCCGAGGUCGACUUCUACAGCUCUGCCAACGAGAGCCACCCCGAUUUCGCCGAAUUGAUGCCCUUGUACAUGGGCACCCUCCAGCUCAACGACUCCGCAGAACUCAGUUCUAUCGAGGAUGGCGUCGCAGGCCCUGUCGCGACAACGGCUGCCAAGGAGGAGCUGACCCAAGCCGUGACCGGCGAGCCUCCCGCCGACCAAGAAAAGGGCCAGUGGGUGCAGAACAAGUCCAAGAAGAUCAAGACGGACCAGGCCGUAGUCCUCGAGAACUCGGGCGCCGGCUUCACCAAGCCCAACAUCCUCGACGUCAAGCUCGGCGUGCGCCUCUGGGCCGACGAUGCCCCCGCCGAGAAGAAGAAGCGCUUCGACGACAUCACCGCCAAGACCACACACGGCCCUCUGGGCUUCAGAAUCGCCGGCAUGAAGGUCUACCGCGGCUCGACUACCAAGUCCGAGCUCGACGAGGAGGACUACAAGAUCUACGACAAGGACUACGGCCGUGUUCACGUCAACACCGACAACAUUGUCGAGAACUUCCGCAAGUUCAUUUUCAACAAGACUGCCGGUAUCGACGAGGAGCUGGGCAAGGCGGUUGCUCAGGCCUUCCUGCGCAACCUGCGCAACGUCGAGCGAGUCCUCUCCUCCGAGGAGAGCAGGAUGUACUCGGCCAGUCUGCUGUUCGUUUUCGAGGGCGACGGUGACAAGCUGAGGGAUGCCAUCGCGCAGAACAACGCGGUCGCUGACAAGGUCGAGGCCGCCGAGGGCGAGAAGCCUGGUAGAACUACCUCCAGAGUGGAUAGUGGCAUUGCGCUGAUCGACGAAGACCCUGCGAACGCCGAUGCGGACGAGGACGACGAGGACGACGGUCCCGCCCUGCCCAAGAUCUUCUCCCUGAAGCUCAUCGAUUUCGCCCACGCGCAGUGGACUCCCGGCCAGGGUCCCGACGAGAACACGCUCAAGGGCGUGCGCAGCCUUAUUGACAUUUUCAAGAAGCUCGUGCGAUAA
Molecule: messenger RNA, 1134 nt
Organism: Colletotrichum karsti
Lineage: Eukaryota; Fungi; Ascomycota; Sordariomycetes; Glomerellales; Glomerellaceae
Product: inositol polyphosphate kinase
Exons: 2
Coding region: 1-1134 (377 amino acids)
Biological process (GO): inositol phosphate biosynthetic process; phosphatidylinositol phosphate biosynthetic process
Cellular component (GO): cytoplasm; nucleus
Molecular function (GO): inositol-1,4,5,6-tetrakisphosphate 3-kinase activity; inositol hexakisphosphate kinase activity
Source: RefSeq, a predicted model, not a curated record